Messenger RNA from Stegodyphus dumicola, 1575 nucleotides. RefSeq names its product cell cycle control protein 50A (gene CDC50). The record is from RefSeq and is a predicted model, not a curated record. Lineage: Eukaryota; Metazoa; Arthropoda; Arachnida; Araneae; Eresidae. Gene Ontology annotation, cellular component: Golgi apparatus; plasma membrane; endoplasmic reticulum.
GCACAGAGGAAUGAACUAGCCUUUCUGUUUAUCCCUGGUUGGGUGUGUCCUUUUUUGCCCGAAUAAAUGGCAACACUGCAAAUGCCUGAAAAGUAAACAAGAUGGCAUCUCCAAUAAGUGUGGAACCACAUAUUAACAGUAAAAAGCCUUCUAAUAGUGCCUUUAAGCAACAAAAACUCCCAGCGUGGCAACCUAUACUUACUGCUGGUACUGUUUUACCAACUUUUUUUAUAAUUGGAUUGGCUUUUAUACCAAUUGGAAUUGGUUUGCUAGUAUCAUCAAAUCAAGUACAAGAACUGCAAAUUGAAUAUACACUUUGUAAAAGUCCAGAAUUAGGCAUAACUUGUGAUGAAGCACUUAAAACUGGAGCUGCACAAUGUAAAUGCAACAUAUUCUUCAACAUAACUAAUCAGUUUAAGAGAGAUGUGUACAUGUACUAUGGCCUUACAAAUUAUUAUCAAAAUCACCGUCGUUAUGUAAAGUCUAGGGAUGAUGCACAACUACUUGGAGAUAUUACAAAACAGCCAUCUACUGAUUGUGUCCCAUAUGAUGUUACAGAAGAUGACACACCCAUUGCACCUUGUGGUGCAAUUGCUAAUAGCUUGUUUAAUGAUGAAAUCAAGCUGUAUUUUAUAAAACAAGGUCAAAGAGAAGAUGUAGAACUAUUGAAAAAUGAAAUUGCCUGGCCAACAGACAAAAAAGUUAAGUUUCGAAAUCCACCAGGAUUUGGUACAAAUCCAGAGAAAGCAUUCAAUGGCACAGCCAAGCCUAGGAAUUGGACUGUACCAGUAUGGAAGUUAGAUAAUGGUUUUGAAAAUGAAGAUUUGAUUGUUUGGAUGAGAACUGCUGCACUGCCAACUUUUCGAAAGUUAUAUCGACGUAUUAACCAUGAGCAGGAAGGUUAUAGAUUAGGUCUUCCUGAAGGACAGUAUGAAUUAGACAUAACUUACAGGUACAAGGUCACACCUUUCAAAGGAACAAAAAGGGUCAUCUUAUCAAACACAUCUUGGCUCGGUGGCAAGAAUCCAUUCCUUGGUAUAGCUUACAUUGUUGUUGGAAGUAUUUGCUUAUUACUUGCUGUUGUCUUUCUGAUUAUUCACUUUAAAUAUGGAAAAAGUACUCAUGACUUGGUGAAUAUAUCGCAAAGAACACCAUACUGAAGAAAUCAUCCUAAUUUGUCUUGUGUGCAUUCCAUAUCAUAUUUAAAGCCUAUCACUUCAAAAUAUUGUGGUUUUUCUAUGAAUAGAAAAAAUGGCCUUGUUUGUCUGGUAUGAUAGCCACAUGUCUUAAUGUACAUAAUUAUAGUUUCUUAUGUAUUAUACCUGUAAAUAGAAAAAUUUGCAUAUUUUUUGUUUGACUUAUGAUUUGAAUUAAUUUUAUUUGUAAUGUUGAACACUGCUUGUAAAAAUUUUAAUUAUAAUGUUGUAAUAUUGAACUUAUCCUAAAUUCUGUAUGUGUUAAAAUCUGUUUAGAGUUUAAUGAUUUAUUGUGUGUCCAUGGAUUUUCUAUAAAUCUUUAUGUGCUAAAAAUGUAAAAGUUAUUAUAGAAGUGAAUAAAAACUUUUAUUUAUUGAGA